Messenger RNA from Chrysemys picta bellii (western painted turtle), 1311 nucleotides. NCBI's taxonomy places the organism in Eukaryota, Metazoa, Chordata, Testudines, Emydidae. The record is from RefSeq and is a predicted model, not a curated record.
AUGGCUCAGAAAGUUGUGAGUAGCAGCAGUGAUGCAGAGGGCAGGCCCCAGGCUCUGCAGAGCAACCCUGCCUGCGGGACGCGUGUCGAGCAGCACGCCAAUGGCUCCAUGGUGGUCGAGGCGUUCUACACUGGGUGUUAUGUCAACGAGAGAGAUGGCAGCUUUGUGAUGACAGUCCAGAUUGAAGGCCCUGUGGCUUCCUACAAGGAGGAGCUGAGGUGCCCAAACCACCUUCUAGCCCGGGAUGCCCCGAGCCCUAGCGUGUGCUCUGCCGUCCAGGCCUCAGCUCGGCUGCCGUGUGCUGCCCCACCCACCACACAAGGCGACUGUGAAGAGCUGGGCUGCUGCUACCAGCCCGGUGACAGGCUGACUCCCUGCUACUAUGGAGACAAGGGUGAGCAAAGGCUUUCCUCUGCCAGGCUCCUGCUUCACGGUGGGGGUGGGCAGGGGUCCCCAGGCAAAUGGCUCCAGCAGAGGCUGCCGCUCCCUGCUGAGAUGCUGCAUGGCUCUUCCCCAGUGACUGCGCAGUGCACCCCAGAUGGCCAGUUCUCAGUUGCUAUCUCAAGGGAUGUGACCGUGCCACCCCUGGACCUGAGCUCAGUGCACCUGGUCAGCGCUCAUGGCAGCAGAUGUGCCCCGGUGUCUAGGAAUGAAGCCUUUGUUGUGUAUCGCUUCCCACUCUCGGCCUGCGGGACCACUGUCCAGGCAUCUGGAGACCAGCGGGUGUAUGAGAAUGAGCUGGUAGCAGACCGCCAAGUGCUCACCUCCCGUUCUGGCUCCAUCACUCGGGACAGCACCUUCAGGCUGACCAUCCGCUGCAGCUACUCGGCUGAGGACUUCCUCCCUGUGAAUGUUGUGGUCUCCACCCUUCCUCCACCGCCCCCUGCGGUUGGGCAGGGACCCCUAGCCUUGGAGAUGAGGCUUGCUACAGAUGAGCACUACGGCACCUACUACGCAGACCGUGAGUACCCAGUGGUGAAGUUUCUCCGGGACCCUGUGCACGUGGAGGUCCGUAUCCUCCAGAGAACAGACCCGAGCCUGGCUCUAGUCCUGCACCAGUGCUGGGCCACCCCGAGCACCAACCCCCUGCAGCAGCCAGAGUGGCCGAUCCUUGUGGAGGGGUGCCCUUAUGAAGGUGACAACUACCAGACCCAGCUGGUGCCUGUGAGCGAGGCCUCAGGGCUGCAGUUCCCAUCUCACCAUCAGCGCUUCAUUGUCAGCACUUUCACCUUUGUGGACACCACCUCCCAGCGAGCGCUCUCAGGCCCGCUGGGUGGGGAGCACCUGAGUGGACAGAAGAUCUUAAUUUAG